Molecule: messenger RNA, 5100 nt
Organism: Meriones unguiculatus (Mongolian gerbil)
Lineage: Eukaryota; Metazoa; Chordata; Mammalia; Rodentia; Muridae
Gene: Enox2
Product: ecto-NOX disulfide-thiol exchanger 2
Exons: 16
Coding region: 446-2371 (641 amino acids)
Biological process (GO): ultradian rhythm
Cellular component (GO): plasma membrane; external side of plasma membrane
Molecular function (GO): protein-disulfide reductase activity; RNA binding
Source: RefSeq, a predicted model, not a curated record
GUCCCGCCAUUGGGCCCCAUUUACUGGCCUAGGCCGGCUAACAGAAGUGCCGAGUUUGGAAGACACUUGUGGGGUAUGCAGUGCCCCGAGGGUACUCCCGGUCCAGGAACUUCCGAGUGGGCCCGAUUUUCUGCAGCUGUUUAAGGAGUAGAGCUUCGGUAGCCGGGGAGCUGGAGGGGAACCUGAUUUGAGAUCAAUUCUUGGAGAACACAAAGAAGUGUGGUGGUAUGUUCCACAUGUGAUGGAAACUAUUAUGAAGUUUUGUUCUGGAUCUGACAUGUGUUCAGUCAGACUUGAAUUUUAGAAAGACUAUUCUGAAAAAUAAAUCUGGAUAGGAAGAAAAGGCUGAAAGAUUUGGAAAAAUGUUGUCUGAGAGGUCAGUUAUAACUAUUUAAAGCAGUCCAUGUAAAGAAGGAAGAUCUAAAUUAGAAGAGUGGUGGUAGAAAUGAAAGGAUUGAACCAACUGCCCUUUGACCCUGCAAACAACAACGAACCCCUGCAGUUUGGUAGUGCGACUGGCCCUCUGGUUGCAGAUAGCCUCAUUGAGAAUGGAGGGGAAUCAAGCAAGAAAAGAAAGAGAACAAAUACUCCUUCGGCUGAAAAUGCUAGAACUCUGAAUGUAGAUUCCAGUGCAAUGACUCUGCCUGUGUCUGAUCCAACUGCAUGGGCCACAGCAAUGAAUAAUCUUGGAAUGGCUCCACUGGGAAUUGCUGGACAACCAAUUUUACCUGACUUCGAUCCUGCCCUUGGAAUGAUGACUGGAAUACCGCCGAUAACUCCAAUGAUGCCUGGUUUGGGAAUAGUACCUCCACCAAUUCCUCCAGAUAUGCCUGUAGUAAAAGAGAUCAUACACUGCAAAAGCUGCACUCUUUUCCCUCCCAGCCCAAAUCUCCCACCACCUGCAACACGAGAAAGACCGCCAGGGUGUAAGACAGUGUUUGUGGGUGGCCUGCCUGAAAAUGGAACAGAGCAGAUUAUUGUAGAAGUGUUUGAGCAAUGUGGAGAGAUCAUUGCUAUCCGGAAGAGCAAAAAGAACUUCUGUCACAUUCGCUUUGCUGAGGAGUACAUGGUGGAUAAAGCCCUUUAUCUUUCUGGUUACCGAAUUCGCCUGGGCUCUAGUACUGACAAAAAGGAUACAGGCCGACUCCAUGUUGACUUUGCCCAGGCUCGAGAUGACUUAUAUGAGUGGGAGUGUAAACAGCGUAUGCUAGCAAGAGAGGAGCGUCACCGUAGACGGAUGGAAGAAGAAAGACUUCGUCCACCAUCCCCACCCCCUGUGGUCCACUAUUCAGAUCAUGAAUGCAGCAUUGUUGCUGAAAAACUAAAAGACGAUUCCAAAUUCUCAGAAGCUGUGCAGACCUUGCUAACAUGGAUAGAGAGAGGAGAAGUGAACCGCCGCAGUGCCAACCAUUUCUAUUCCAUGAUCCAGUCAGCUAAUAGCCACAUCCGCCGCCUGGUGAAUGAGAAAGCUGCCCAUGAAAAAGAGAUGGAAGAAGCAAAAGAGAAGUUCAAGCAGGCCCUUUCUGGAAUUCUCAUUCAGUUUGAGCAGAUAGUAGCUGUGUACCAUUCUGCUUCCAAACAGAAGGCAUGGGACCACUUCACAAAAGCCCAACGUAAAAACAUCAGCGUUUGGUGCAAACAAGCUGAGGAAAUUCGCAACAUUCAUAAUGAUGAAUUAAUGGGAAUCAGGAGAGAAGAAGAAAUGGAAAUGUCUGAUGAUGAAAUAGAAGAAACAAAGGAAACGGAGGAAUCAGCCUUAGUGUCACAAGCAGAAGCUCUGAAGGAGGAAAAUGAUAGCCUCCGCUGGCAGCUAGAUGCCUACCGGAAUGAGGUAGAACUACUCAAGCAAGAACAAGGCAAAGCCCUUCGAGAGGAUGACCCAAACAAGGAACAGCAGCUGAAACUUCUGCAGCAAGCCCUCCAGGGGAUGCAACAGCAUCUGCUCAAAGUCCAAGAAGAAUACAAAAAGAAAGAAGCUGAACUUGACAAAAUCAAAGAUGACAAAUUACAGGUGGAAAGAAUGUUAGAAAAUCUUCAAGAAAAGGAAAACUGUGCUUCUAGACUGUGUGCAUCAAGCCAGGAAAGUGACUACCCUCUUGAGAAGACCAUGACCAGCAGUCCAAUCAAGUCUGAACGUGAAGCACUGCUAGUGGGGAUCAUCUCCACAUUCCUUCAUGUUCACCCAUUUGGAGCAAGUAUUGAAUAUAUCUGUUCCUACUUGCACCGUCUUGAUAAUAAGAUCUGUACCAGUGAUGUGGAAUGUCUCAUGAGUAGACUCCAGCAUACCUUCAGACAGGAAAUGACUGGAGUUGGAGCCAGCCUAGAGAAGAGGUGGAAAUUCUGUGGUUUUGAGGGCUUGAAGCUGACCUGAAUCUCUUUGCCUAACAAUUUGGUAUCCUGAAAAUAAAUGUAUGCUGGACAAGCUUAGGACAUAUUUUUUUUUAAAUUCUCAGUGGUUUUCAAGUGUACAUUGCUUUCAAUAUGUCAAUUCAUUCCUAAAUAUCUUUCAAGUUAAAAUAAGGAUCCUAAAACUGCACCUCAAGCUACAGAUCCUAAAAAGAAAUUGCCUUGAACCUCAAGUGCUGUAACUUCCUAUUUCUGGCAAUUGGUUGAUGUUUCUUAUAAGUAGCCUUGAAAAAUUCCUGAAGCUAAAGAGUAUUUGGAGUGUUUUCAGUAUCUGUACUACUGUUGUAGGCAUUGUACUUUUUCAACACUGUUAACUGAAAUGUUUUGAUGAUUUGUACGUGCUUUGUGUCUCCAGAUUUCUCUUCACAUGUUGCAACUGGUAAAAGGAAUGAAAAGAGCACUACAAAUGCUUUGUAACUGCCAUUGUCUUUCCAAUUCAUGGUAAACACUAAAUGAAUAAUCUAUCAGUGUCUUCUAUAAGGUGCUUCACCAGUUCACCUUUCAAAUACAAAAGCAUGAACUGUGGCUUUUUGUAAAAAUACUCUGAACCAAAAGUUGACAAAUGUUCCAAAGUUAUUUUCUCCAAUAGUGAAAAGGUCUAUUUCAGAAUUUUAAAACAAGAAAUCUAGAUGGAUUCACAGAGAGACUCCAGAAUGACUAUCAUGUUUGUGUUUUUCAAAACUACUUGUAAAUAGUCUUCCUUUAAAAGAGGGCAUAUUUAAUUUUCUAGGAAUUAAAAUGCAGUCAGGCAUGGGCACAUGUGCACACACAUACUAGCAGAAAGGAUUUAUUUUAAUAGUCGUUCCCCUCUGGCCUUCUUACAUUCUGUUGUUCCCUUUCUCCUGCUGUUAGUUGUUUAAUUGCAAACUGUGUAUUGCUGUAAAUACUGUUUACCUCAUGCUGAAUGUUUGUAAAGAACUGAUGUGAGUACUGAAAGUAAUGAACUAAUGAAUAAAAAAUGGGCCAGGGCAUGAGGCAUCCUGCACUUAUGUCAGCUCUAUGCAGAAUGCUGACACCUCUGCUUCAGCCAUGCCCAUCUGUAUGUUGCAAUGGCCUCGUCAAGUGUAAGUGGACCAUUCAGGAAGUCCUGCCUCAUAGAAAAAGAAAAGAAAGGGUAGAAUUAGAGGGUAUUCCCCAGAGGUAGAGUUGAUUUUUAUUAUUUUCAUGGUGGGGAUGGUGGUACUUGUAAUUUCAAAAGCAUGCCCUCCCUUAAGCUCAGUUGAAAGUAAGCCUAGCCAAUGAGAGUAUUUCCUGAAUAUACUUGCAAACAAGAUGUGAGUCGUGUUCAAAGAUGUAUUUUUAAAAUAUAAAUAUUCCUUUUUAUACCUUAGCUGUGUGUUCUGUCCGAAUGACUUCCUUUGUAACUGAUUCUUAGAUAUCUCAGCUUCUCUUUGAGUUACCCAGGAUGUUGGGAGAAGAUGCCAAACUUGCUUGACAACUAGAACUAACAUUCCACAGCAGCCCAUUCAUGCUGAAAGUUUGCUUGCACCUUAAGCACCCCACUGUGACCCCAGAAGGAAGCUAGAGUUACUUUUACACUUGCUUCCUCACAGGACCAUCUCUGUCAUCAAGGCUGCUUCUCUGGAAAGCUUUCAUUCAUCACUCUGAGGGGCUCUAGAAAUACCUUCUUUAUGAUAAUAUCUGUAAAAUCAGGAGAAUUUUUUUCACUCACCACUUAUCUCUUAAAUAAGUUAAGCAAAUUUCAAGGCAACAGCUGACAUACUUAAACACCUUGUUUAUUUUCAUUUAGUCUUUCUUUUUUAUUAUUCUUUUUCUUUUUCUUGAGAUGGGGUCUCACUAUGUAAUUCAGUCUGGCCUAGAAUUUGCAAUCCUCCCACUUAAGCUUCCCAAGAUCAGAAAUUACAAGCCUGUAUCACUGUGCCUAUCCAAGCUGUUUCAAUUAUUCAUUCCAGUUCAGGUAUAAUUCUCCUAGCAUGCUUCCAUAUACUAGUUGUGAUGGUGAAGUUUCUGUUUCAAAUUGACUAUUUUUUUGGUCUGGUGCCAGACAACAUGUUAGUGUGAGACUAUUUUUCUUAGGUGUGAUUAAAGUUUAAACCAAGAGUCUUUGAAUAGUGCAACUUACCCACCAAAGUGUCCUCAUCAAAUUCAUUAAAAACCACAAGUAUUAGCUAUGAGGUGCCGAAGGAAGAACAUCUGCUUCCAGGCUACCUUCUUUUGGAGUAAAAAUUCAGUUCUUGCCUGUUGGCCAGCUCUUCAAAUCUAAGUUCCCACAUUUACAUAAACCAGUUUCUUGAAACCGUGUGUGUGUGUGUGUGUGUGUGUGUGUGUGUGUGUGUGUGUACAGGUGUGAAGUCUAUAUUACCGUCUGUCCCAUUGGUUGUUUUCUCUGGAAAAUCUGACAAAUGCAAUAUUACAGAGUUGUUACAAUGUAGCAUAUAAUUGAGUGUGGUAGCACACACUUGUAAUCUCAGCACUUAGGUGUAGGUGCAAUAGGAUCAAGACUGUCCUCAGCAAUACACAAUGUUUGAGGUUAACCUGAGCUAUAUACCACCACUAUAAUCCUUCCCAUUCACCAUAGAGAUCAAUUAAUGAAGCUAUUUUUCUUUAAAAUUCUUCAAUGCCAUUUGUAUUUAUGUUGUUUCCCCAAAAUUUUGAAAUAUUGUUAUCUUACUGCUUUAUGAGAUACAAUAGUUAGAAUUUUUCCAAAUAGUAAUAAAUACAAGAUUUUCUUUA